Messenger RNA from Triticum aestivum (bread wheat), 1633 nucleotides. Its product is annotated as protein CYTOKININ-RESPONSIVE GATA TRANSCRIPTION FACTOR 1-like. The record is from RefSeq and is a predicted model, not a curated record. Gene Ontology annotation, molecular function: zinc ion binding; sequence-specific DNA binding. The coding region runs from base 203 to 1231 and encodes 342 amino acids. Lineage: Eukaryota; Viridiplantae; Streptophyta; Magnoliopsida; Poales; Poaceae. The transcript has 3 exons. Gene Ontology annotation, biological process: regulation of DNA-templated transcription.
GACGUGUCACUCUCCACUGUCCAUGAUCACUCUGGGCCCCCGUAAAUUGCCCCUCCAACUGCAGAUCUCUACACACCUCUCCACCCCUAACUAGGCUGCGUCUCCCUUAUAUCCACCCUGAUCUCUUCCACCUCUGCUCACAGUCCCUGCAGAUAGCUUGAGGGCUAGAGAUCUCUCCUUCUCGUUCCUCCUCUUCCCUCGGAUGUCUACCAUCUACAUGAGCCAGCUAUCUACUCUCCCUCUAAUGGAUGGAGAUCAAGAUCAAGGGCACUUUCAAGCCUUUCAUCUACCCAAAGAUCCUCCUGUCUUGUUCCCUUUCAUGAUCGACAACCCUGUGGAGCAUCAAGGGCAAGGCUAUGGAGACCAGCACUCGAGGCAGCAAUUUUUUGGUGAAUCUAAUCAGCAGUUCAAUGAUCACAUGAUGAUGAGCGGAGGAUCUGCGGACGUCUUCGCCACAUGCUCCCCGUUCGGACCUACCAUCCAAAGCAUCGGCAGUGACAUGAUCCAGAGAUCCUCAUACAAUUCCUAUGAUUUCGAAGCCACACAUGCCGGCGAUGGAUCGACCAGCCAGUGGGCAUCCGCCAAAUCGCCGGUGAAGAUGAGGAUCAUGAGAAAGGCGCCAACGAAUGAUCACCAAGGAGGGACGGCGAGAAAGCCAAGGAGAAGGGCACAAGCACACCAAGGUGAUGAGAGCCAGCAGCUGCAGCAUCCCAUGGGUGUUAUCAGAGUGUGCUCAGACUGCAACACCACCAAGACUCCCUUGUGGAGGAGUGGUCCUUGUGGCCCCAAGUCUCUUUGCAACGCAUGCGGCAUACGCCAAAGGAAGGCUCGCCGCGCCAUGGCUGCAGCGGCGGCCACUGCCGCCACCAACGGUGGGGUGGCGUCUGCUUCCAGUGGCGGUGUGGCGGUGGGGGCCGCGCAGGCAAGCGACGCAUCACAAGCAGUGAAGGCAACAAAGAAGGAGAAGAGGGCUGCGGAUCUCGACCGGUCCCUGCCGUUCAAGAAGAGGUGCAAGAUGGUUGAUCAUCCUACCGUUACCACCACCAAGGCCGUGGCUGUCGACGCCACUCCGAAGGAUCAAGAUCACGUUGUGGCCGAGGACGGCGCCAUGGUGGAGAGACUGAGCAAAGCCGAUCCGCCGGCAGCGUUCACUCACGGCUUCAUGCGCGACGAGAUCACCGAUGCCGCCAUGCUGCUCAUGACCCUAUCCUGCGGUCUUGUUCGCAGCUAGUACUAGCUAGUAGACACUAGACACUGAUGAAUGCAAGUUGAUUUGCAUAUCAUGAGUAUAUUAGUCUUGUUAUAUUUUCUGUAUCUUGUGAUCUUGUUGUUUUGUGUUGUUUAGGAGAUCGGUCGAUCGGGGCGUACGGAUAGAGGCAGAAGAGAGAGAGAGAGAGAGAGAGAGAGAGAGAGAGAGAGAGAGAGAGAGAGAGAGAGAGAGAGAGGAGGGUGAUCACAUGUCUAGGGUAAUAAGCGAAGCUCGAUAGUAGUUAGUAUAUGCAGUAACCCAGAUUUGCUAUGAGGGUGAGUUUUUCUUUUACAGUUUCCUUUCCUUUCUUUGCUCUGCUGCGGUUAAUUAUCUAAACCAGUAUAAAUUGUGUUCAUCCUCUGUAGUACAAAAUGUAAUAAAACA